AAAUCCUCUCUCACUCCCUCGCUCUCCCUCCCGCGCUCACCCUCUCUCCUCCGGCGAGUUCAUCGGCCACCGGAAAUCCCCUCUCACUCCCUCGCUCUCCCUCCCACGCUCACCCUCUCUCUCCUCCGGCGAGUUCUUCGGCCACCGGAAAUCCUCUCUCACUCCCUCGCUCUCCCUCCCGCACUCACCCUCUCUCUCCUCCGGCGAGUUCUUCAGCCACCGGCGAAGCUGUCCGUUCGUCGCAAGGUUCUGUCCACUGUCUGUCUCACUCUGGCGACGUCUACAGCCACCGGCGAAGCUCCUGUCUCUCUCUCACUCCUGCGAAGCCGAAGGCUCUCUCUCUCCUCCACCGGUGUGAUAGUGGGGAGCAUUUUCUUCACAGCAGUCUAAAGAAAGCUGUGGUUAUCAAUUUGAAUGAAAAUGCUGCUUUGCAAGUUGGAUAAAGGCAAAUCUAGCUCAAUUCCACUGCCAACAACUCAGGCCUCAAGGAUGCCAUUUCCUGAAAUACAGUACCCUCAGCCCGCUUCACCUGUAAAACUAUUGGGUCAUGCUGGAUGGUUGCUGCUAUUGAGACAACAAGUGUAUAGCAAGGUUUUUUUAACAGUAAGCUGCAGUUUGAGAUGUUGCUGGUUGCUUGGUUUGCUAUGUGAUGGUUUGGCUGAUGUAGUUUGUUACUUUGCUGGUUGUAAUCUAUAUAGUUGUAGUGUUCAGGAAGCUUGUUGUUUUCCUGGAGUUUUUGGCUAAAUAGCUAGAGUGCAUUGUAUUCAUUAACUUUUUUAAAUGAAAGAGUUACUCAUUAAUAGUGAGGAAGAGUACAGAUGAAAAAAAAAAAAAUAGCAAUUAAAUAAAUGCAGAACGCCCAGAAAAUAGCUAGAGUGAAUCACAGACAAUGCCAGCAAAGCUUCAUAUUUCUACCGGUACAAGGUAUUCUCCAGCGUCAAACGCCAGGAAUACAAUUCUCCGCGUUUGCUCUCUUCCACGGUGUUUUUCGGGCGUCGGGAGAACCUAUUUUUAUUUUUGUAGUGAGCACAUAUUAUUCUUCAUUUUAUUCAUUUUUAGCCUUUGACUGAA
Messenger RNA from Corylus avellana, 1071 nucleotides. Lineage: Eukaryota; Viridiplantae; Streptophyta; Magnoliopsida; Fagales; Betulaceae. The record is from RefSeq and is a predicted model, not a curated record.